This is a messenger RNA of Auanema sp. JU1783, 309 nucleotides long. Lineage: Eukaryota; Metazoa; Nematoda; Chromadorea; Rhabditida; Rhabditidae. The record is from the annotation of a GenBank genome assembly.
AUGUGUGAGACUGUAGCAGAUUUUGCUUUGGUUCAAUGUUGUCAUUCGUGUAACACUGAUGUACCAAGUUUCGGACGAAAAGUAUUUGCCAGAGGAGAGCAGAGCUCUGAAUGCUAUGAUCGACAUAAUCCUGGUUUCUGUCGGAAUUUUGUUGAAAAAAGAAACAUGUGGACGAAAGAAGGACAAAUGGGUUGCUCAGGUGAUGGAGCGUCAUUGGCGUUCCGAAUUUGUCGCAAAACAUGUGGUUACUGUAAUGAAACAUUAUAUCGAAUGAACCUCUUUGAUCCCAUGUGUCCUGUCAUAGGAUAA